Triplophysa dalaica is the source of this 5858-nucleotide messenger RNA. It is a transcript of the gene amigo1, whose product is annotated as adhesion molecule with Ig-like domain 1. The record is from RefSeq and is a predicted model, not a curated record. Lineage: Eukaryota; Metazoa; Chordata; Actinopteri; Cypriniformes; Nemacheilidae. The transcript has 2 exons. Bases 237 to 1715 code for a protein of 492 amino acids. Gene Ontology annotation, biological process: brain development. Gene Ontology annotation, molecular function: protein binding.
GAGAGAUGCUGCUGAAAUGAGGUGCGCGCGUUGCGGCUGCUUUAUUUACACCCAACUAGCACCGCAUCGUCUUAGGAUAUGGACUUUCCAAAGGGAUUGUUAUUGCUCCUCGGUGAUACAUCUCAAGCUUUAAAUGUGCAACGGGAUUGUUUCCACAAGCUGUUCUUCCAAACACUGUGAAAGGAUUUAAACAAAAGUGGAUUUUUGUGACUUCACAUUUUACCUGCGUGUCAGAAAUGCCCCCUUCUAAUAAAUGGUGCGUCAGGUGGGCAGUUUGCUUGUCCUUUGUUCUUGCACUGAUCCCCUGGACAAGGGGAUCACUGAAUUGUCAUAAAAUGUGCAUAUGCGCCAGUAACAUUGUAAGCUGCUCCAAGGUGAACUUGACCGGAGUCCCGAACGACCUGCCCAACUACACGUCUGUGCUCGAUCUCAGCUUCAAUAAUAUAAGCGGACUGCGCGCACAAUGGACCAAGCACAAACUGCCUAACCUCCACAACCUUUUACUUAGCCACAACAGGUUGAAUUUUCUCUCCUCCGAGGCUUUCGUUUUUGUAAAGCAACUGCGCUACCUUGAUCUCUCGUCCAACCUCCUACGGCAGCUGGACGAGUUCAUCUUCGAGCCCCUGGUCCAUCUGGAGGUCUUGCUGCUCUACAACAACCACAUCUCGCAGAUCGACCGCACUGCCUUCAGCGGUCUUAAUAGCUUACAGAAGCUCUACCUGAGUCAGAAUCUGGUGGUGCGAUUUCCUUCGGAGCUGAUCAAGGACAAGAGCCGACCGGAGAGGAUGAGCCUUCUGGACUUGUCUUCCAAUCGGAUCAAAGUUCUCCCCAUCGCGGAUCUGCAGGCCUUAUCGGCCUGGGUGAAAGAUGGCAUGUACUUACACAACAACACUCUCAUUUGUGACUGUGAGCUGUACAGUUUAAUGGCUCACUGGUAUAUCCGACGGCUCAAUUCGGCUGUGGACUUUAAGGACGACCAUACCUGUGUGCAUCCUAGCCCUGAAAAGCGAGUGCUUCGUGUGUACGAUCUGAAUACUCAUAUGAACUGCAGCACUUUUAAAGAAACAGAUGAAGAGUUUUAUUUGGACCAGACAAUCUCCCUCAGAUGUGAUACUCGACAUCGGGACAUGUCCAAGACCUGGAUGCUACCCGGAAAUAUAAUACUCACCCCUGGCAAUAACCACAGUUACAAUGUUGACAAAGAUGGAAGCCUUAAGAUAACAUCAAUAAAACCUGAGGAAUCGGGUGUGUACACGUGUUUCGCCGUGAGCGAAUACCUCAAUGAAACGCUCUACGUGGUGGUGAAGGUUCACAACUUCACCCUCAAUGGCAACAAUGACUCCCUCAACACAGCUUACACCACGCUGGUCGGCUGCUUGGCUAGCGUGGUCCUUGUCCUUAUCUAUCUCUACCUGACACCCUGCCGCUGUUUCUGUUGUCCAGAUCAAGGCAAAUCGAAGAACCUUCAAGAAGACAGCAUCCACUCCUCUAUGCUGAGCGUGACUCCGACGCACGAGGACAUGGCAACCAAAGCAGAGCUCAACAGGCACGUGGCCUUCAUUGACCCCAAGGACCUGCAGGGACAGAAUGGGAAGGUGAAUCCAAACGGCGAGGAGGAAGUGGAUGAGGAAGCCAUGCAGGGAAAAGGAAAACGAAAGAAAUCUGUUGCAGACUCAAUUAGUUCAGUCUUUUCUGACACUCCCAUUGUAGUCUAAGGAAAGGCUGUUUACGUAAGACAUAGCCAACUGUGAUGGAUGUGAAUCUCGGAUGGACAAAGAGACAGAUACAGUACUGCCUCAGUUUUUUGGCUGUUUCUGCAAAACCUUUCCAGCAUUUUGAUCUGUAGCACUUAAGUAUAUACUGUGAAAAGGUCUUGCCAUACUAGUGGACUCUAAACGUUUAGAUGUUCCUGGAAGUUUAGGCCCAACUGGCUGUAGUCUGAAACACAUGAGGUCAGAAAUUUCUCAACCAUCAGAAUGAAGAACUGCUAGGUUUCCAAUUGAUAAUAGAUUGAAUAUAAUCAUUAACAUCAUAAGCAUGAGCUUUGCAGACUGCUAUUGUUAAGAAUAGAACGAAUGCCCUUGUAGCUAAUAGAUCAUAUUUACCACUUGUAAUGCUAACUGACCAGCCUUAUCACUUUAUGUAAGCCAUAUCCAGUUGGUAAUUGCAGGAGGAGACUAAUGUACUACCGCAUUUGAGACUCACAAGACUUUCGAUGGAAAAACAAAUAGACAGUUUUUCUGCUUCUAUGGCGGAUUAGAAGGCCGUUUUGAAGGAGUCGAACACUGAAUAACCUUUCUGGUCAUUUUAAACCUGCUUGCAUAAAUAUAUCCCUUCAACUAUGUAAGACACAUACCCAUAAUUCCUUCAUUCAUUUGAGAAUUUUAGAGAAUUCUUAUAAAUUACUUUUUCAAAUUAUUUGUUGAAUUAGCCUUUUAACAUAUGUCUAUUUGCCACUAUUUGACCAUGACUGAAGAAUCAAUAUUUGUUUUCUUGUGCAAGUGGUUUGGCUCUUUGAAUCUAGCCUAGUAUAUAGGCGAGUAUUUUAGACAUGAACAUUCAUUAUUAUUAUUUAAAUGUUGGAUAGCAGUUGCCAUUUUAAAAGAACUGAUAUCUACAAGUUCAAAACCAUUUUUAUUGCUGCCCCUCACAUGACGGGGAUAGUUCACCACAAAAUAUCAACAAAACCUCUAUAUUCUACUGAACACAAAGGAAGAUAUUUGGAAGAAUGUCAGAAAACAAAGAGAUUUUAUCUCCCAUUUCAUCAUACCAGAGUAGGUAAAAUAAAUAUGGCAGUGAAUAGGAGAUUUGAUUUGUUUGGUUACUAAGUGACAUUCUUCCAAAUAUCUUCCAUUGUGUUCAGCAAAACAAAGGAAGUUAUUCAGGUUUGGAACAAUCUGAGGGCGAGUAAUUCAUUUUUUGGGUGAACUAUCCCUUUGAACAUGUCAGAUCUGCUCACUCUCAGCCACUUAAUCUGUCAUGACAACCAACCAGUGACAUAUUAUCAAAAUGCUAAUGAAAUCUUUAAAUAGAAUGAGGUUUCCAUCUGCCUGUGUUUUCUUCUCCAAAGCUAAGAUGAUUUGAGGCUGGAUUCAAAAGCAAAAACCAUUUCAGACCUCGUUUUAUUUGUGCUGCAGUUUGCACUUAUGUUAGUCAUUGCUGAAUCAUCCAUGGUCAAAAGGAAAGUAAUUUUUCUGGAAUCCAUGAAGAGCCGAUUUAAUUUUCACCUGAUGACAAACCAAAUCCAGAUGGAAUUAAUUUUUUAAUUCAUGAAAUUCUGCAGAACACAAAAGAAAAUAUUUUGACAAAUGUUGGAAACCGAACAGUGGCUGUACCCAUUAACUUCUAUCUAUGGACACAAAACUAUAUGCAAGUCAAUGCAUAUCACCGUUGGUCAGUUAUAUGUUCAUAUAAUAGCUUCUUUUGUAGAAAUCUUACAGGUUUGAAAUGACAAGAGGGUGAGUAAAUGAUCACAGAAUUUUCAGUUUUGGAUGAACCAUCACUUUAACAAACGUCAAAUAUUUUGAUGAGUUAACUCCCCAGUUUUCUCUCCUUCUUAAUUAUUUCAACAGGCAUGCAGAGGGCUUACAAAGACGCUUUAUUUGCAUAACCAAUAUAAUAAGAGAAUGUUAUUAAUCAUGACUUACCAAUGUGUAAAGUUUUCUGGCUGUAUUUAGGGUGUGACACCCGCUAGAUCCAUCCCAACGACAACAGAUGCGUUGUCUUAAUACACACACAGUGGAUGGUUUACAUAUAUUUCUCAACCAGACCUGGUGUUCUCGGUCGUAAUCCAAGAACACUAUUAGACCAAACAGUGAUGUCACAGGAAAUCCGAGAACCAUACAUGGAUUUACUGUAGAUACGCUGUUCCAUACAUACAUUCUGCUCUCCUAAAAUGAUUUGUUAACCAUAUCCUAUUAUGUCUAAAGGCUCUGGUUUGGUUGAGACAGUCUUUCUCCUCCGACAUCUUUCCCUUGUUAAUUACAUCUUGUUUUCUGAACAAGAGAGAGAUUUGGUGAAGCAAUUAAAUGUUUGAUAGGUGGAUGAACUCACAAACAGUAUUAACUCAGGGAGUGGGAAUGACAGAUAAUAACAGCUAUGGCAGACUGCAGUUAUGGGCAGUUACGGUCCCUUACAAGUCUCUCCAGCUGCGAUCCAAAAUUAGUGUAGAGAGGAGGGAAAGAACUUCCCAUCACGAGCCCUGUGGGAGGAGGGCCAGAGAUCUGUGCAGUCGACUCGCUAAGAUCUUUCUAGCAAGAGAUGGAAGAGCAGCAGCUUUCACCCCCAUUGUGUGUUUUUCUAAACUGUGCGUCCUUGGCUAUUUUGCUAUGAGUUCUCGUGCAAGACCAACGCUCAUUACUCAGCAUUUGACAGUUCAUAUGUGGAAACAGUAUUUGUUUUUACAGUGUUUAUGAGGUUGUGUCCUUUUGGUUAACUUUUUCCCUCGAGGUUCCAAAGAGGCUGUAUUCCUCGUGGUUCUGUGUAUUGUUGUUCCUAUACAGUUGUCUAGAUUCCAGUUGUGGCUAUAUUGGUAAACAAAUUUUAAUGACACCGACUGUAAAGGUCUUUUUCUGUCAUGUUGUAUUUUGAAAUCUGAUCACUAUUUGUCUAUAUGUUGGUAUUUAGGGACAUAUGUUGAGAAGUCUGUAGAUUAAAAGUCAUAAAGCCAGGAUACAACGUUGAACUUUCAAAAUACUUAACAAAUAGAGAAUAUUAGAUAUUGUGUAUCCGUUCAUCAUGUUGAAGGUGACAUGUGUAAUUGUUUGAUCCUAAAAUACUUAAAUCUCCAAUAUAGUCAUCGGUGAGUUGAUUUCCCUAAAAAAAAGUAAACAUUGUUGUGGUUAUAAACAUGCUCCGUUUUUGGAGCAUUUUGACCAGCCCAACACGGUAACAUUGGCUCAACCAAUAGCGUGAGUUUGGGGCGGGACUAUCCGAAUGACUGUCUAAUGGCAAAUGGGGGAAACUGCACACUUCAUCUUCUGCAUAUGGACUUUUAGAAGAUCAUUGUCAGAAUUGAAAACAAUUGACUAUAAAAACACUGAUUCUUGUUUUGUUUUUUUCUAACAGUGAUUAUACUCUAGAUUUGAGUAUUUAAACCCAGAAAAAAUAUGUAGUUUUGUUUUGUAGUUUUUUGGAACAGAACAAAAUAUCCUAGAAGAUGCCUGUUCUUGAUAUACUUAUUACAUUAACUGUUUGAACCAUGAAAGCUUUAGACUCCUCUACUCUCUGAAAGCAGAAGGGAAACAUUGUUUGUUAGGUUACUGUAAAAUCUUGAAUUUUUGGGUUGAAACUUGAAGAGUUUUGGGUGGCACAUAUUCCUGGGACUGAAUGAAAAUCCCUUCCUCUCAAUGUAAGGUUCUUGUAGAAAAGUAUUAUUUAUGAAUAAUAUAAAAAACCUUAAUAAAAAGUGUAUUAUACAAAUUUUGUGUUGAAUGCUUUCUGUCCAAUGUCAUACAUUAUAUGUCUGUCAAACAAAUUAACGUACUGACCAUCAAGUAAUGGUUACUACAAACUGUUUUUGCAUGGAAAAAUGAAACCUAAGCAUUUUUUUAACAACUCUUACAUUCCAAUAAAAGAUAAACAGCAUACAGGUUUGGGACCUGAGGGUAUUACAACGACAUAAUUUAAAUGAUUGGCUUAUAUGUACCUUCAAAGGUAUAGUUUACCCCAAAAUAAAAAUCAUUCACUCAUGUCUUCCCAGACCUCGUAUGACUGACUUUCUUCAGCAGAACACCAAAGACAAAGAGGAUAUUCUGAAGAAUGUUAUUACACACAAAUUCAUAAAGAUAUUUCUAAAAAAUAUAUUUUGUUGUGUUCUACAGAAGAAUUAUAUGCAGGUUUUCAAUGAAUAAAUUGAU